Molecule: messenger RNA, 9371 nt
Organism: Brassica rapa (field mustard)
Lineage: Eukaryota; Viridiplantae; Streptophyta; Magnoliopsida; Brassicales; Brassicaceae
Product: putative F-box protein At1g57580
Source: RefSeq, a predicted model, not a curated record
UGUUUUGUCUCUUGACAUCUUUUGAAUGUUGAGUUUCAAAGUCAUCCACAUGAUCGAUAUGGGAAGAACAUAUAAGUUUGAAAUCAACGGUGGAAACUCAUGGAGACGUUUGGAAACGACGCUUACGCUUACGUGCCACUCAAGUCUAAUGAAACCCCCUGUUUACUUAGACGGGUCUCUUCUCUUCACUGGCUGAGAAAGGACGGUUGUGGCUUUCAAUCUCAAGACGGAGCAAGCACGACUUAUCCCGGUCAAAUUCCCCCUGGAACUGAGUUCAAAAACGCUCUUUGCUGCUGGCGAUAAUAGCAUAACUUUGAUAUCGGCAACGGAGAAAGUCGUUUACUUUUAUGCCCUUACGAAUAUCCUCAGUGAUCGUCGACCCAAGUGGGUCCUCCUGAAGCAAAUCCACAACGGAGUGACGGACAAAAAGAAGCUUUAUUAUUGGAACGUUCUGACUUACAACGGCAAGUGUUUAGUGUUGAGUGUGUGUAGUACAGAUUACAACCAGUACAGGUCCUGAGAUUUACAAGGUCCCGUACGAAAUUAAAAAAUUUAAUAUUUUUUUUGGUUAAAACAAUUACAUUUUUCUAAAAGAAUUAGGGCAAAUUUUAUUUUGACUUUAAUAUAUGUAUUUUAUGUUAAUUUAAUUGACUUACUUAUGUUAAAUUUAUUAAUUUGACAUGUUCUGAUAUUUUCUAACUAAAUGUGAAAAAUAUAUAGUUUUAUAAGUAUAGAAUUCAACUAAAAAAAUUUGACCUGAAAAUGAGGCCCCAUCCCAAUGUUUCAUGGGUGUGUGCUCAAGCCUGUCACUGAUUACAACCGAGUGGUUAAUGUGUACCACUUGAGUGCUAACAAGUGGGUAGCCAUGGGUUUGGUUCCGGGAUGGUGCGAUGCAAAUCAGGAUUUUUUUUUUAGUUUGCACGGUCUGUGUCUUCUGUAGUGAGACUUGAUCAGAUAUUGGCUUGUGGUAAUCGACGCAUCUCCUCUCUAAGCUCGAUUAUAGCACUGAUUGAUGGAAGCUCAUCAGAAGAAGUUGAAGAUCAACUUAAGAAAAGAUCGGCUGAACACAACUUUUUGUAUGAGCAAAUUACCAACAGGAAAAAAAGACUGGUUUAAACAAAUUCGUUCCAGAGUGAGCAACAUGUUGUGUUUUUUUGGUGAUUUGAUUAAUGAACAUGGUACUGUUUAAUGUUCUACUCUCUCUUUUUAGCAAUGUUAUAAUGUUUGGUAAUAAAAUUUAAAACUUAUCAUUACUCAGUUUGCUUAAAAUCACUCAAACAAAAACUUCAACAUAAAAUAGCAAACACAUGUUCGACUUUUCAAUAUGUAAAAAGUAGUCCAAAACAUCUUUUCAUAAUAUAUGUUUCUUAUGCUAGUUAUAAUUUCUUUUAUUACAUUGACUUAAAAGGAUGGGGAAGAUAAAAAUCAAGAAGAUUUUUUUUUCUUUUUUUCCAGUUAUGUUGUUAGAACAGAAUGGAACAUACACCACUAAAUAGUGAUUGUAAAGUUCUCCUAGCCAAAAUAUCAGCACAAUAUUGGUUACCAGACCGAUUGAUAUCUACAAAAACCUAAGGGCAACAUUAUCGCGGGUUGAUAGGCCCGUCCCUUACUGAUAUAUGGUCCAAAAAUAAAUCAAAAUCCAAUAUAAACUGAGAAAACGGGCCUUAACUAAAGGGCAUUUGGGCUGGUCCGUAAGGCGACGUGGAGGAAGGUGAUUGGACGAUGAUAUCGAAGUCGCGAAACACAUUUCUCUUCGCCUCUCGUCUGUUUUAUUUUCUCUUCGCCUCUCGUCUGUUUCAUUUUUACGUUGUAAUUUGUUUCCACUUUGUAAUUUUCUUUUCAUAUCUUAUCAAUAUAAAUGUUUAAUGUUUGUUUCAACUCUUUUUUUUAUGUGUUAUUAUUAAUUUUAAAAAAAAAAUACCUAAGAGACUUCUAAAAGCAGGGGCGGAGGCAGUGAAGGAGGUGUGGGGUCAGCUGACCCCACUACUUUUUUAAAAAAUAUUUUUUUUAUUUAAGAAAAUUUGUAUUGACCCCAUUAAAAAUGAAAAUUUGACCCCACUAAAAAUAUAAUUUCACAAAUAUAAUCACAAAACAUUAAAGAUUGAAGAUAAUUUAAAAUUAUAUAAAUAAUAUGUUUAUUUUAUUUCUUAAACAUUUGAUUUAUAUUAAUUUUAGCUUAGAUUUCAAUAAACACGUUUUUAUAAUAAGUGUUAGUUACAUAUUUCAAUAACUCCCAAAUUGUAUUAGGUCCAAUAAUGAGCGAAUUUGAAAAAAAGGGAUUUGUACUUCUUUUCUGGACAACGCAAAGAGGAAGAACUCUCAUGUUCCCCAAACAAUUUUUAGAUAAUUUUUUUUUGAUCAAGUAAUUUUUAAAUAAGUUUUCUAUUUUUUUUUGUUAUACACUCUCUUCUUUAUUUUAGCAAACUAAAAAUGAUUAUGAAUCAAUGAUUAUGUAAAUUUAUCAGUUAACUAAUGGAUCAGUUUCUGAAUCGGCAAAAAAAUAUCAGCCAAUGAAAAUCAUCAAAAAAUAAUAUUACAAUAUCGCAUCAGUAAUGAAUUUCUAAAACUUUUAUGAUUUGUUUUAUCAAAAUUAUUUUAAAUUGUAGUAAAUAAUUAUGGUAAACAAGUUUUAAGAUAUGAAUGAUCAUAUAGUAUAUUUAUAGUUUUUCCGUGGUUAUAAAUUAUGUAUUUGGAGAUAAAAAAAUUUGACCCCGGUACAAAAACUUUCUGGCUCCACCACUGUCUAAAAGUCCCUCCAAUAAUCUUAUUUUUUAAUCCUUAACCAAUGCCCCUUAAGCUAACUAUAUUAAUAUAAUAACCUAAAGACUUAAAUUUUGUCCUAGGGAUAAUGUUGCCCUAAGGGAGAACAUAUUUUUCCAACACUCGAUCAUGUAUAUGAAGUGGUAGAACUUGAUCAGAGUGUAUAUUUUAUCGUUACUCCAUUCAACAUAACAAUAACCAACGCAUUGUUCAAUUUUUCAACAUAUAAAAGUGGUUCAAAUCGUAUUUUUCAUAAUGCGUUUCUUCUGCUAGCUAUAAGAAUGUAUAAUUAUUCCUUUUAUUAGUUUAAAUUAAUGUGAAAUUAGGUUACUUGGGUUGAAACUCAUUCAUCCGUUAUAUUAUUGAGCAUCUUUUUCUUUGAACAAUGUGCAUCUUUCUAUUUAAUUCACAUCUCUACGAGAAAGUUUUUCACAUAGGCAUUCUAUGAGUAAGAGCACUACUCACUAGAAGUAGAGCAUCAUUAGAACAACAUCACCGCAUGAAUUCUUAUAAGGAGGUUACUAGCUAACACCAAAAUAUUAUUAUUUUAAAAUAUUAUAAGUGAAUUAUUAAAUUUUAAUUAAAAUUAAAUAGUUAAACUAAUUAAAUUCUGCCACGUGGAGAAAUGAGUUCUUAUAAGUAUGCUGCAAAGACUUAUUAAUUAAGAUUUUAUGGGUAUUUUCUCUCCUAAUUUUGUAUUUUUCUUAUUUUUCUAACUCAUUAGAUAUUCAUUACAACUCCCCGUUGGAGAAGAAGACCUUAGAGUAUUUCCAAUUCAUCUCUAUUUUUAUCUCUCUUUUUUUGAACAAUCUUUAUUUUUACUUCUAUAAUAGCAUUUAGAGGUUAAAUCACCCCAAAAUCUUUAUUUUUGUCUCUAAAAUAUAAAUUGUUAUUUUUCUCUAUUUAUAGAGAAAGAAAUAACAUUCUUCUAUAUUUUGUUUUAUAUUUGUAGAUCUCUAUUUUUAAAGUAACAUAUUGGAACAAAAUUCAUCUCUAUGAUAAAGUUCUUUUAUUUUAUAGGUAAAAAUAAGAAAAUACAUUGAAGCUUGUCUGUGGUUAGGUACCCUCUUAAAUCUUUCAUCAUUAUAUUUGUUACUAUUUAGUUGUAGAUUUUAAAAAAUAAAUGACAACAGCAAAAAUGAACUAAUAAUACAGUGACACAUUUAAAAUAACUCUUCAAUUUUGUCAAAAGUCUAUUUCUUCAAGGAUCGUCUCUCUUUAUCCUCUACAUUUUCUCUUUUUCAUUAUUAUAAUUGUUAGAAACUUGUUGAGAAUUCCAUGCCGCGGAUGUUCUAAGAGCAUCAUUAGGACGGGAAAACGGCUUAUUCAUGCCCGAACUAGGGAUUGCUGAGAAAAUACAUACCUCAACUUUUACUGCAAGUCAAAACAUACCUACACUAAUCAAAAAUUUAAAAUUCAUGCCUGAAUUAUGGAUCGAUAAAAAAAUACAUACCCCAACUCUUAUUGCAUGCCAAAACAUACCUUAACUAAUCAAAAAUUUGAAAUUUAUGCCUAAUCUUUAGAAGUCAACGCCAAUUUCAAUCUAUACUAUUAUUUGCGAAGUAAAUUUUCGCAACGGAGCUCUCACGUUAAAAAUUAGAGUAGCUAAAAUCUAUGUUACCCCUAAUAAAUUUUUAUAUAUAUUCUAUUAUAUAAUAAAAUGAAUUUUAUUUGCGAAGUAAUUUUUCGCAACUGAGCUCUCACGUUAAAAAUUAGAUUGGCUAAAUUCUAUGUUACCCUUAAUGAAUUUUUAAAUAAAAUGAAUUUUAUUUUAAAAAUCUUAUAUAUUUUUUAAAAAUAAUUAUGAUGAUUCUUAUAUAUUAUGUUGUUAUCUUAAAAUAAUAUUUUACUAUUAUAAAAGUAAAAAAAAUUAAAAGAAGUUAUUUUUUACAAUAUUAUAUUUAAAAAAAAAGAUAAUUCUUAUAUAUACAAAUAUAUCUUAAAAUCACUUCUUAGAAAAUAUCCUUAUACAAAUAUAUUGCUCCAUUAAUAUUUACUUAGAUAUUAUUUUUAUCUUAAAUUUUAACUUUCAAAAUAGUAAAAUAUUAUUUCAAGAUAACAACACAAUAUAUAAGAAUUAUCAUAUAUUUUUAAGAAAAUAUAAUAUUGCAAAAAUCAUGUCUCUUAAUUUUUUUUACUUUUACAAUAGUAAACUAUUAUUUUAAGAUAACAACACAAUAUAUAAGAAUCAUCAUAAUUUUUUAAAAAUAUAUAAGAUUUUUAAUAUAAUUUUUUUUUAUUAUAUAAUAGAAUAUAUAUAAAAAUUCAUUAAGGAUAACAUAAACUUUAGCCACUCUGUUUUUUAACGUGAGAGCUCCGUUGCUAUAAAAUUAUUUCAAAAAUAAUAGUAUAGAUUGAAAUUAGCGUUGACUUCUAAAGACUAGGCAUAAAUUUCAAAUUUUUGAUUAGUUAAGGUAUGUUUUGGCAUGCAAUAAGAGUUGGGGUAUGUAUUUUUUUAUCAACCCAUAGUUCAGGCAUGAAUUUUAAAUUUUUGAUUAGUGUAGGUAUGUUUCGACUUGCAGUAAAAGUUGAGGUAUGUAUUCUCUCAGCAACCCCUAGUUCGGGCAUGAAUAAGCCGUUUUCCCUCAUUAGGACAUCUGCAACGGCAAUCUCUUGAGACGUUUCUGAACUAACAAAAAUUAAUUAAAAAAGGAAAGUGAAGAAAGAAAACGUACAGGUGGAGGCAAGAGACAAGAAACGAUUCUUUAAGACCAUACUCUUUCUGACAUUUGAGAGAUUACGUUAAAUACUUGUCAUGUAUUCAGUGGUUUAGUUGGUUUUUUAUACUUUCUAAUUCAAUUAUUAUUUUCUUUAUUUUUCUAAGAAACUUUGAUAGUCUUUAGCCACUAAAGAUGCUCUUAGUGGUCAAUUUCUCAAUACUGAGUCUCUCAUAUAAUUAUAUUAAUAAUUUGGUUGAAUAAUUAAAUUUAUAAUGUAAAAUAAAAGCAUGUGAAUUAGAAGAAGACACAUGGCUCCAUAGUUUCUUUAGAACAAUAGAAAGUACCUUCAUAACUCAUUUAGAGACGAUUCUUUCUAUCUAACGUCAUUUUCUCUUACUGUUUAAUUGUUCAAUACUUUUUCUAGCUAGAGACUCUUCUAUAGAAGCACCGAUACAGGUGCUCUAAGUGUAAUUCUCUAAAAAUAUCUUAUUGACAAAUAAUAAUUAAAAAUUAAAUGAAUAUCUCAGGAUGUGAACUUUAACUCAAUAGUAUUUCAUUUUUUUCUAAAUACUUAUUUAGUUUUUAAUUAUUAUUUAUCGCUAAACUGUUUUUUUUUUAACUUUACUUAAAUUCUAUGGAUGGACAUGCUUUAAUAUCUCAAAAGUAAAUACAUUAGUUAAACAUUAGGCAAAGAAUUGAUGGAAUUUUUGACGGACAAUAAGAACUGACGAAAAAUUAAUAUUAUUCUACUAAAAUAUUCAUCUGAAAAUCAUAAUUUUCCAUGGAUGAUAUAAAUUAGUUUUGCAAAUGAUUUUUCUUGUCUUCACAACUAACUCAUUCGUAGAAUAGACUGUUUGAAAUGAUCGUCUCCUGCCUUUCAUGAACAUUCAAGAAUAUUAAGAGGAAGCAUGGAGGUUUAAAACAAUACACAACCAGAAGCAAAUCAACAAGCCACUAGCACAAAUAUGACACUGGUUGUUAGAUACCAAAGAAUAUUAUUCUUGGUAUCUAACAAUGGUAAUAAGAUAUACGAUAUCAGAACAAUCUUAAUUAGGAUUGAUCAUCUUACCAAAACUUGUAAGAUACAAAGUAGUUGAGUGUAGCUCUUAGGUCCUCUAUCAACAACCACCUAAUCAAAUCAUCGUGAUGGUAUAUGAGUAUGAGUCUGAGAAAAAGCAACUACAAUCAUAAACAGAUAACUACAUCACUCGGAUUCAAAGGAACAUAAUGGCAAUCUUAACAUCCGAGAAUAUAUUUAGAACUUUUUUUGAAGAAAAUAUAAAGAAAACCAGUGGAGAAUAUGUUACUUUAUUUUCUAAGAAAGUCAAAUUUGGAGAAAAAAAAGUUCAACAUUAGAAAUGCUCUAAAUAAAUUUAUGGUCAGAUCAAAUCUAUCAAAAUUUAAUUAAAUCUGUCAAAAUUAAGUAAAUUGGUGGUCAAAGAAUCUAACAAAACCCAAUUAUCUCUAUCAAAACUAAAUAAAUCAGUGGUCAAAGAAAAAUAAACCUAGAAAUCUUGUAUAAGCCUGUAAAAAUUAAGUAAGUAUGUGGCCGAAGAAACUAAAUAUAACAAAUUUCUAUUAAAUCUAUGAAAGUUAAAUAAAUUUGGUCAAAGUGAAAAUUUUCUUAAAAAAAUCUAUUGAGCUUAUAAUUAAUUAAGUAUAUAAAUAAUUAAAUAAAUAUGUUACCAAAGAGAAAUAAAUUUAUUUUUAUGGAUAUAUAAAACAUGUACUAAAUAAGUUUGUCUGAAGGCAAAAUCAUUAUUAUUUUUAUUUUUUCCUGCUCAGUUGAAAAAUAUAGUAAUGACAUUUUCAUAAGUACUGUUUUUGAUAAUAAAUGAAUUAAAUGAAAAUAAGUAUGAAAUUUAAACUAGUUUUAAAACAAAAUUAGAGUUAAAUUUAUAAAUAAGAGUCAAAUUAACUUUUUCUUUUUUAAUAAACAGACUAUUAGAUCUUUUCCUUUUUAUACUUAAAUUAUAAAUUUGCAAAUCAAAUUUCUUCUUGGAAUUUGCGUAGGUACUAUAUAUAAAUACAAACACAAACACAAAAAAAAAAAACGAACACACCUAGCAUCAUAACAAAACCCCAAUUAAUUUCUCCGAUAAUGGACAGCUUGCCUGGCCAUCUCUUGAACAAGGUUCUUUUCAAGACUGAUCUCAGAGCGCUGGCUAUGUUGUGUUGCGCAAAUACAUCACUCCAAUCGCAUAUACAAAACCCUUCUUUUGUAUCUGAAUACUAUUCUCAGAUCAAAUCCAGUUUGCUUCAUAUCUCCACUUAUGGCUCACCUUACCUAGUCUACCACCACCCACACGGCGGUUCUAGGUCACAUAAAACCAAAAACAGCUUAAUGGAGUGUCAUAUUUUUGGAUGCUGCUCAGGCCUUCUUCUACUUUUCAUUGAUGAUCGUCUAUGCGUGACAAAUCCCAUUAGGAAGAAGUUUCGAUUCUUGACUCGUCGGGACAAGAGAAAGCAACUAGGGCUCGCGGUUAAUCAGCUUGAUCGAACCACACAUAAUUUCAAAGUUGUGUACAUAUUCGAGAUGGCAAAAACCGAUGAAACGAAGUAUGGUUUCGAGAUUAACGCCGGAGACUCAUGGACAUGUUCAAAAACGACACUUACUUGCCACACAAGCAAUCUUGAUGACCGUAUGAAGAACCCUGUUUACUUGGAGGGGUCUCUUCACUGGCUAAGAAAUGACGGAAGCAUCAUAUCUUUCAACCCCGAAACAGAGAAAGCACGGCUGAUCAAGAUUGACUUCCCACAGGGAUUGACUUCGAGAACCCUCUUUGCACCCGGAGUUAAUAGCUUGACUUUGGUAUCAGCCAAUGAGGAAGUCAUUUACUUUUAUGCACUCAAGAACAUUCUCAGUGAUUCCAAGUGGGUCCUCGAGAAGCAGAUCCAGAACGGAGUGAUUGACAAAAAUAUAGUUAGCUGGUACGUAGAAGCUUAUAACGGCAAGUGUUUAGUGUUACGAACUUGGUAUGAUGGAGUAGUUCAUGUGUACGACUUGAUUGAUAACAAGUGGGUAGUCAUGGGUUCGGUUCCAACGUGGUGCGAUGCAAAUCGAGAUUUUUUUCUAUUCACGCCGUCGUCGUCUUCUGUGGUAGGACUUGAUGAGAUAUUGGCUUGUGGUGACUCUCUAAGAUUGAUUAUGGGACUUGUUGAUGGAAGCUUAUCAGAAAAAGGUGGAGAAGCAACUUGUUGAUGGAAGCUCGUCAGAAGAGAUGAGAUUACUUUUGAGGAUGUUAUUUGUAUGAGCAAAAUACCAACAACAAACGAAGAGCGUAGUGGACACAUUCGUAAGCGAGGAACAUGCAUGUGUCUUUUGGUUGAUGAACAUCGCUGUUUUAUGUUUUCUUCCCUCUUUUUGCAUUAAGCGAAUUAUGUUUGUGUGCUUGUUUAAAUUGAAAGCUGAAUGACUGAAAAUCUCAAAAAGUUUUACAAAAAUAAUUAACUAAUAUAAAUUGAUAUAAUCUACUUACUUAUCAUCAAUUGAUUUUAUAUUAAAAUUUCACUAAUUCUAAUUAAAUUUCACUUAGUAUAGAAUCAAUGAAUGAAUGAAAAUCUUACAUUGGUAAUUGAAAAACAAUUAAUUAAUAUAUACAGAAAUAAUGUCAAUCCACUCAUUACCAUUUAGUUUUAGAUUAGAAAUCUAUUAUAAAUCCGAAUUUAAUAUUAAUAAGGUGCUCAUAAUCACCAAAACAAUGAAAAUACUUAACUAAAAAUACUUUUUAACAAUAUUCUUCUAACUAUAAAACUAUCAAUAUUAUUUAACUAUAUACUUUAAUAGGAAAAUAAACUAAAAAUGCCAUGUCUUAAUCAAUAUUCUUCUAACUAUAAAACUAUCAAUGUUAUUUAACUAUAUACAUUAAUAGGAAAAUAAACUAAAAUUGCCAUGUCUUAAUCAACAGUUUAGGUGGUUUAUAUUCUGGGCUGACCCCAACCAAAAAACUU